AUGAAUAUCGACGAUGUCAUUGAUUGGGUCAUUAUACCCAUUUUAAAAUAUCCAAUUUUAUUAUUUUUACCAUUUAUGAGGUUUUAUGAUAAUUUACCUUUAUAUAUGAAUCUUUUACUGUAUUCAAUAAUUAUCAGAUUUGGUGGAAUAAUAAACACCUGGACAAAACUUAGAGGUGAAAGAUGGUAUAGAUUUAAUGAAAUGCAGAAUCUCAAAAUUUUGAUUACCGGUGGUAGUAAUGGAUUAGGUGAAACUAUUAUGAAAAAAGUAUUAGAAAGGGCUGAUAAUGUCACAAUAAUUAAUAUAGAUAUAGUACCUUCAAAACUAGAAGAUCCAAGAAUUGUUAAUUAUGUAUGUGACCUUACAAAUGAAGUUGCGGUACAAGAAACUUUGGACAACAUUAAAAUGGAACAGUGUACUGAAAAUUCAGGUAUCAAUGUUAUAAUUAAUAACGCUGGUAUGAGAAGCAAAUAUAGAUUUCUUGAUGAUGUAGAUCUGGAAUCAAUCAAGAACAUUUUACAAAUUAAUACUAUGGUACCUUUAAAAAUAGUGAAGGAGUUUUCUCCUGUCAAUAAACCAGAUCAACAAUGCUAUAUUAUUAAUAUUGCAAGCACGUUAGGUAUCCUUGGCCCUGCCAAGGUUGCAGGAUAUGCAGCUAGUAAAGCCGCCUUAAUUUCACUUCAUGAAUCAUAUCAAAAUGAAAUGGAAAUAAAAAAAAUUACAAACAUACGAUCAUUACUAGUUAUACCAGGACAAUUAAACACUCAAAUGUUCACAGGAUUUGAACCGCCAAAACAAUUCUUUGCACCAGUUAUCAAUGUUGAAAGAUUGUCUGAAGUAAUUAUAACUAAAUGUGAAAAUGGUGAGCGUGGUAAGUUAUGUGCUCCAUAUUAUUCAAAUUUUGCACAUAUUUUAAUGUCAUUACCAUUUGGCUUACAAGUUUUUGUUAGAAAAUUUUCUGGAAUGGAUGCAUGCUUACCUGACGAGUGA
This is a messenger RNA of Vanderwaltozyma polyspora DSM 70294, 990 nucleotides long. It is a transcript of the gene TDA5, whose product is annotated as Tda5p. The transcript has a single exon. The coding region runs from base 1 to 990 and encodes 329 amino acids. The record is from RefSeq and is a predicted model, not a curated record. Gene Ontology annotation, molecular function: oxidoreductase activity, acting on the CH-OH group of donors, NAD or NADP as acceptor. NCBI's taxonomy places the organism in Eukaryota, Fungi, Ascomycota, Saccharomycetes, Saccharomycetales, Saccharomycetaceae.